Molecule: messenger RNA, 1050 nt
Organism: Theobroma cacao (cacao)
Lineage: Eukaryota; Viridiplantae; Streptophyta; Magnoliopsida; Malvales; Malvaceae
Product: protein PLANT CADMIUM RESISTANCE 2-like
Source: RefSeq, a predicted model, not a curated record
GUUUUCAAUGAGCUCGAUGCGUUAAGGCUCUCCAUUACGGUAACUUUUUAUCACAUUCGUUUGCUGAUUCAUUGGCAAGAAGUCCAAAACCAAUCCUGAAUUGUCAAGUUUUUAUUAAUUUGCUGCGAACUAUAUAUGGUGAAUGGAGCCAAGGCAUUAAAAGUAAAUUUCAGCGAGAGGACAAGUCUAGAACCCGUCUCGGACAUCGCAGUAUACAAGACCCGCAAAGAUUGAUUGGAAUAUUUCUUCCUCGUUUCAAUACACAAAUACAAACCCACCAUCUUUCUUCUCCCUUAAUUUUCUAGCCUUCAACGUCUUUUUUCCAAUCUUAAUAUCCAUCAGGCAUCGCCAUGUACUCCACAAACAACCCAAAGUCGACGCCUGUUUUUGGGCAACAGGCUCCAGUAACUGGUGUUCCGAUCGGUACCUCAACAAACCAGCCAUAUUAUCCUACUCAAAGUGGGAAGGUCCCUUGGUCGACAGGACUCUGUGACUGCUGCUCUGAUGUUCCAAAUUGUUGCAUCACAUGUUGGUGUCCUUACAUCACUUUUGGGCAGGUUGCUGAGAUCGUCGAUCAAGGAUCAAGUUCUUGCGGAGCAAGUGGAGCCCUCUACGGACUACUUUGUUCCUUCAUGGGGUGUGUUUGCGUUUACUCAUCCUUCUAUCGCACCAGAAUGAGGAGUCAAUACAUGCUGGAGGAUAGCCCCUACGGGGACUACUGCAUUCAUUUUUGCUGCGAGACCUGCGCCCUGUGUCAAGAGUACCGGGAGCUCAAAAACCGUGGAUUUGACAUGGCCCUUGGAUGGCAAGGAAACAUGGUGAGGCAGCAAAACAGUGGGAUGCCAAUGGCUCCAGUGGUGGAAAGUGGCAUGCGAAGAUAGUAAAGAGAGAUGAUCUCUUUCUUAAACAUGAUGAACUAACUACUUAUACUAGUUUUCAUCCAAAGGGAUUGUGAUAAUUAACAAUACAAUUUCACCUCUGGUUAUGCUUAAAUAAUUGUUGAAUUGCCAUAACAAUGUGAAUUCAAGUUUGUCUCCUUGCUGGUUUAUA